CCUUUCGUAUAAUUUACGUAGUUUCCUUGAUUAAAGUUCUAAAAUUAAAGUUUAGGUAUGGUUUUGUAGAAUAUUUCGUGGCGCAUCUUUUAAAAAAACACAAACCGCGAGAUCCUGAAUGUACAUGAGAAAAAUAGAAAAUACUGAGAGGCUCAUUCAUUAUGAUGCACUCGAUAGAAACUUCCAUAGUUCUACAGUCAAUAAUUGUCAUACGGAAUCUCAGUCAUACCCAUCAAUUCCAUUUUAGAUGAGCAUUAAUUNCCCAUUAAAUUUGUAAAUCCUAAAAUUUUAAAUAAAAUAUACUUUCACCCCCACCCCCCCCCCCCCCCUGGAAAAAUAUUAUUCCCAACCGUGUACUAGAUUAUUCACAAAUACUAUGUUCUUUCAAUGAAUUUCAUUGAGCAUGAGUUUUAGAACUGCAACUGUAUUAUAUUUGCUUUAGGUAUGUUUCAAAUAGAUAUUUGAUCUCCAGUCCACGAGCACAUUUUGAUGUUGAAUGGGCGUAUUGCUUUGAUGUCCAUUUAAAUGCUAUUCUACCACUUGUUGCCGUUUUACACAUUGUUCAGUUACCAUUUUUAAAAGUGUUACCAUUUCUCCGCAAUACCCAUGUGUUAUUGGUUCCGUUAACCGGUUUAUUUUUUCUCUAUAUCCUCUCUGUUAUUGCCCAAUGGAAUAUGAGUGGAAUGUUAGUACGUUUUUACGAAUAUCGUGUAGGACAUAUGAGACAUUAG
Molecule: messenger RNA, 731 nt
Organism: Didymodactylos carnosus
Lineage: Eukaryota; Metazoa; Rotifera; Eurotatoria; Philodinida; Philodinidae
Source: the annotation of a GenBank genome assembly